Caretta caretta (loggerhead turtle) is the source of this 1918-nucleotide messenger RNA. RefSeq names its product heparan sulfate-glucosamine 3-sulfotransferase 3B1 (gene HS3ST3B1). Gene Ontology annotation, molecular function: [heparan sulfate]-glucosamine 3-sulfotransferase activity. The record is from RefSeq and is a predicted model, not a curated record. Lineage: Eukaryota; Metazoa; Chordata; Testudines; Cheloniidae.
CCCUCCUCGCCGGGCUGAGGGGCUGCCCGCUGGAGGCCGGCGCUCGGGCAGUCCGGGGGGAGGCUCUGCCAGGGGCCGGUCGCAGGCAGGCUCCCGGGGAGCAGCCGCGGGGCGCUGGGGCAGAGGCGGCGAUGCUGGGCGCGCGGCGCGGAGCCUGCUGAGUGACUUGCCCUGGGGCACUGGCCGUGCGCCCCGGGGAGCGCGGCAUGGCACCCCGAGCCUCCCCGCGCUAGCCUCUCUCCGGGAGCGCUGCCCAGCGCGGCUCCUGAGCGGCUGGGCGGAGGGGCACCCCCGCGCGGCGCUGGGGCUCGACUGGCGGGGCCCGGGAGCAACCCCCGCGGCGGUGCCCGUGCGCUGAGCCAUGCUGCCCGGCGCGCAGGCGGGCAUAUGGGACAGCGCCUGAUCUGCUGCCUCGAUGCGCCCAGCGCCCUGCAGCCGCCGCCGCCGCUCCUCCCGGUGAGACGGAAACUCCUGCUGCUCUGCAUCAUGCUCUUCCUCUGGCUCUACAUGUUCUACUCCUGCGCCGGCUCCUGCGCCUCCGUGCCCGGCCUCGCGGGGAGGCCCGCUGCCGCUGCCGGGGCCGGGGAGGCUGCCGCCACCGCUGGAGCGCGCGGAGAGGGUCUCCAGGUGCUUUCCAAGCUGCUGCGCCGGGCGCCUUCCGGGGGAGCCCAGGGGCUGGCGGGUCCCGCCGCGGCUUCCCCCUCGGAGCUGCGGGAGGAGCAGAGCGCGGCCCCCGACCCCACCAGCCCCAUCUCCAGCUUCUUCAACGGCUCCGGCACCAAGAAGCUGCCGCAGGCCAUCAUCAUCGGGGUGAAGAAGGGCGGCACGCGGGCGCUGCUGGAGUUCCUGAGGGUGCACCCCGACAUCCGGGCCGUGGGGGCCGAGCCCCACUUCUUCGACCGCAACUACGAGCGGGGCUUCGCCUGGUACAGAGACCUGAUGCCCAAAACCCUGGAUGGGCAGAUCACCAUGGAGAAAACCCCCAGCUACUUCGUCACCAAGGAAGCACCUGCUCGAAUCUCUGCCAUGUCGAAGGGCACCAAGCUCAUCGUGGUGGUGCGGGACCCCGUGACCCGAGCCAUCUCCGAUUACACGCAGACUCUCUCAAAGAAGCCCGAUAUCCCCACCUUUGAGAGCCUGACCUUCAAAAACAGGACUACAGGCCUGAUCGACACCUCGUGGAGCGCCAUCCAGAUCGGCAUCUACGCCAAGCACCUGGAGAACUGGCUCCUCUACUUCCCCAUUGGGCAGAUCCUCUUUGUCAGUGGGGAGAGGCUGAUCAGUGACCCUGCCGGGGAGCUGGGCAGGGUCCAGGACUUUCUGGGCCUUAAGAGGAUCAUUACGGACAAACACUUCUACUUCAACAAAACCAAGGGCUUCCCCUGUCUGAAGAAGGCUGAAGGGAGCAGCAAACCCCACUGCCUGGGGAAAACGAAAGGCAGGACCCACCCCAAUAUAGACCGAGAGGUGGUGCAGAGACUGCGGGAGUUCUACAGGCCUUUCAACAUGAAGUUCUACCAGAUGACUGGGCACGACUUCGGCUGGGACUGAGGCUGACACGACAGUGUCUCCCUGUAAUUACCCCACGGUGCAGCUUGCUUCUAUAAAGAUAUAUGUGUGUGUGUGUGUGUAUGUAAAAUGUACAGAAAUCUAUUUUAUAAUAAUUUAUUUUUAAUUUUUAAGUAAUUAAUUCACUAAGCUGCCUAACCACACUGUCUAGAAUAUUAGCCCAUAACCUUUUUUUUUUUUUAACAUUCCAUGGUGUUUAAUUCUAAUAUUGGUCUUUUUAUUUUGUUUGGUUUGUAAUUGACGGUGCUUCCAUUACCUAGAGGAAAUUAGUAUUGGAAAGGAAAGGGGGGGGAAAAAGCACAAUUUUAUUUUCGUUACGGGUAUUAGGCCUUUAUAACCAUUUACUUGU